Molecule: messenger RNA, 2309 nt
Organism: Blepharisma stoltei
Lineage: Eukaryota; Ciliophora; Heterotrichea; Heterotrichida; Blepharismidae
Source: the annotation of a GenBank genome assembly
AUGAAAGCAAGAAAUCUAAGUUUGUCUCAUUUCAACAAAUUAUUAUCUACUUCUCACAGCACGUGCAUUGAUUCAUGCAAAACUAUAAGAUCAAGAAAAUUUGAAGUUGAGGAAAAUAACAAAUCUGCAAGGCACAUCCAACAGUUAAUCGACAAUUGUUCAGACUUUCAAAAGAAAUUAUUAGCAACAAAGGAUAGUUUCUGCCAAAAUCAAGAAAAUCAAUCGCAUUAUGUAAAUAAAAUCAUAUCGAAAAAUUACGAAGAAUCCAAGCCGUUUUAUAAAAACGAUAAAGAGUAUAUAAAAGGAAAAUUGAGAAUUGCUCAUAAAAAAGAAAUCCAAGAAAAAGCAAGAAAAGCUCAAAAAUCGUCACGCUUAUCCUGAGAUCAGUUUUCUGAGGUUUCUAAAUCCCCCCUUUAAAUUUGAACAAAACAUCAGUAAAAUUUGCAUUUUUUGGAUACUUUAACUGAACAGAAUAUGUUUUCAAUAUGAAAAUAUUAUCAACGAAAAUACGAAUUUUUUAUAAAAAAAUGUCAUUUAAACAGUCUUCACACUGAAUCGGUUAAUUUUUUUUUAAAUUCCUCAUAAAAAUAGAUUAAAAUUUAAAGUAUUGCUCUCAUUUUAUUUUUUUUAAAAAAUAUUUUUAUUAAAUAACGAUGACCUCCCCCUCAAUCUUCAUGUCUACUGCAACAAAAUUUUUUCGAAAAAAUCCUCAUGCCUACUGCAACUAAACAUUUUUAUAAAACAAAUUAAUGCAUUUUUCUCUAGGUGAGUUUCUCAAAAAAAACAUAAAACAGCACUACUGUAGGUGUGUCAAUGACUUUCUCAUCGAGAUUUGGACGGCUAUUGCCAUCGCUCGCCAUUUUAUUAAACUUAUCUAGCUAAAAAGUACGGAAAAAUUUAAGAUGCGCAUCGAAAAUUUGUUGCAAGAGGAUUAGGAUUAUUACAGACAGGCGCUAGCCAUAUUGAUGACGCAGUCAUUAAAGACCUCCCAUCUGAAGGUUCUACUGCUUUUUGACUCCAGCCCAGAGGAUCUAUCCAUCUUACGAGUGCCCUUCCGGUACCUUCUGUCUCCUCCUUGCCUUGGGAGUUCAGUCUUGAGUGAGCGGCUUAUGGAUUUCUGCGGUCCUGCUACGGGCGAUUGGAGUAGCUUGAUUCCAAGGAUCAGCUCUUGGAGUCUAUUGGGUAUCAUCGACAACUACACGAAAAAGACUGUUCCCCUGUGGCUUGGGCCGAAACCCCCAGUUUCUCGUUAGAAGAAUACCCAUGGGUCCUCGGAUCCAAAGGACAUUGUUUGAGCACCUCCAUUUCCAACUACAGGAAAGCAGCCAAAACCUACCCGGAUGCACACUUCUUGAGCCUGCGUCUGAUUCUCGGCUCGGAGUCCGUCCCAGUUCGCUGUAGCCAUAAGGUCUGGACUGCUGCGCCAAGAGGGCAGGUUGACACGUGUCGCCAUUUUAAUGUAUAUAAUUUGUUGCAAGAGACAUGAAAAUUAUUAUUUUUUUUAUAUAAAAUUUUAUAUUAAAAAAUUGCAUUUUUGUUGCAAUAGACAUGAAGAUUGAGGGGGGGGUCAUCGUUACUAAUUUUUGUAAAACUAGUUUUACAUAAUUUAAUCAAAAAACACAAUAGAAUAUUAUUUACUAUUUACAUAAAUAAAUUAAAAUUAUCAAUAUUAUAUUGUUUUAAGAUUUUCUAAGUUUUUUUUUUAAAAAAUAAAAAUCACUCACUUUUAAAUUGGAACCUUUUUUUUGUUCCCAAUUUUAAAAGGGGGGAGUAAAGAGUUUGAAAAGCGAGAAUUUGGGAAGAUUAAUUCUUCUUCAGAAGAUAAACGCCAUCUUUCUGAUUUGUAUUUAUCAACGUUCAACUUAACUUCUGCAAGUGAAUUUGCAACAAGCCCCAAAGUUCCUGGCUACAAAAAACAAGAAAAAUUGAUUUUUGGGAGAAUAAAACGAGAUUCUGUGCCUAGCCUAUUUGAUAAAAAAAUGAGAAGAGAAAUCACAAUGACGCUGAAAAAAGAGGCUCACUUGUCGACAGAUUUUAAUUCUCCUGAUAUAAAAGAGCCUCUAUCUGCUAAAGAAACCAAAGCAGAAUAUGAAAAAAUUAUAAUGGCUGAUUUUAAUAUAUUUUCUAUAUAUAAAUGAUUUAUUUUUACUAUUUAUAAAACGGUAUUGAUUAUUUGCAAAAUUAUAAAAAAAAUCAGAACUUUUACACAUAAAAUCAAUUUAGAAAAAAUAGUCCGGCUGAAGCUAAAAAGGCUGCUCCACAGUGUAAAUCAGCAUUUCCCAUUAAUUAAUUUAAACAAUCGUUUAUAG